AUGUCUAAUCCGCCGACUGGAAGUCAUACAGCGGUUUCUGGUGGGCCCAUUGUUCUUGGUGCUCCACCGAUUCCAGAAAGUAUGAGGAUGCCUCAUUUGGAGCCUCAAAUUCAACUGCAGAUUCCCACUGUAAAGGUCAAGCUGCAGUUAUUCCCGAUAAAUGAGGAAACCCGCAUGGGAUUUGAGAAGGAUGGUCACAACCCGUUUCUAGAACUCACGCUAUGUGCUCGGAAGAGGAUAUCAUCAGUGGUCAGACACCUGAAUACUAAAUGGGGCAAUUCAAGUGUAGCCAAAGGACAGCGGAUGGUUUUUCUUUACGGUACAAAAUUGGAACAAGUAGCUUCAUGCAAUAGAUGGACUUUGAAUGAUUCUUCCACUACUGCUGGGGAGGUGUAUGCUGAUGUGGGAAGUCCUUCCAUUUUCCGUCUAAGGUAUGGCUGGUGCUCCAAUUUUCUGCACCCCAUGUUUGGCACGCCUCCUAAAACUUGUCUUCCCGAGGGUCAUAGACUGGAAAAACUUGACGAAUAUAGAGAAGAGUUUGAAAAUCAGACCAAUGGGAAUGAUGCUUUGCAUACAGCUGUGACUGAGCAGAAAAUUUUAGAUGUGCCUGCUGACUUUGUGGUACACCCAUCCAUCCCAUGGGAUGGUAAUUUGACCAACUUGAGUAUCAGAGGCCUCAUAUCCGAAAUAUCAAUGCAGGGUAAAGUUAAUAAAUUGGAUCCCAAUUCGGUAACCAAGCCUGUCAUGCAGCCAGUAGGAUUAAUAUCUGCCAUCAGCAUAGGCGAUCUGCUUUCUGAAGCAUCUCUAUUGGGUAAGAUGUGUAAUCCUGGCACGAGACCAGAAAACGAGUCAUCUUUGCAGCACAUAUUCCUGGCGGCCAACGAUUAA
Molecule: messenger RNA, 888 nt
Organism: Striga hermonthica
Lineage: Eukaryota; Viridiplantae; Streptophyta; Magnoliopsida; Lamiales; Orobanchaceae
Source: the annotation of a GenBank genome assembly